AUGCGGAUCCAACUGAUAAGAGCCAAGCAAGCUAAGCCCUACAGUGUGGAUUUGUACUUGAACUUGUACAAGUACAAACCAGGUUGUACAAUGCUGAGUAAAGCAAAACCAAAUAGGAAGCUGACAUUCCUGUACUUGGCCAAUGAUGUCAUACAGAACAGCAAAAGGAAAGGACCAGAAUUUACAAAAGACUUUGCUCCAGUAAUAGUGGAGGCUUUUAAGCAUGUUUCAAGUGAGUCUGAUGAGAGUUGUAAGAAACACCUUGGCCGAGUGCUCUCUAUCUGGGAAGAAAGGUCUGUUUAUGAAAAUGAUGUAUUAGAACAACUUAGGCAAGCUUUGUAUGGAGACAGAAAGGUGAGGAAGCGCACAUAUGAACAGAUAAAAGUUGAUGAAAAUAACUGUUCACCUCGAAGUUCUCCCACUGACCCUCCACAGACCACAGAUCUCAUUAGAGCAUUACAAGAACUAGAAAACGCUGCCUCUGGGGAUGCAGCAGUUCAUCAGAGAAUAGCUUCUUUGCCUAUAGAGGUCCAAGAUGUGUCCCUGUUAGACAGAAUAACAGAUAAGGAAUCUGGAGAGCAACUUUCCAAAAUGGUAGAUGAUGCAUGUAUGUUGCUGGCGGAUUACAAUGGCAGGUUGGCAGCUGAAAUAGAUGAUAGAAAACAGCUAACUCGAAUGUUGUCGGACUUUCUCCGAUGUCAAAAAGAAUUCCUUGCAGAGAAAGAACAUAAGCUGGAAGUGGUGGACAUGGACCUAUCUUCUAAUGAUGUCACCUCCAUUAGUACACACAUCCUGCUAAAAAUAAAUUUAAGAAUCAAAAUCUUGUAUUGUCUGUUGUUUUUGAAAACUGAAGAGGAGGAAUUCUGUAACUACUCAUACCAAACCUCUGCUAUUUUCAUCUAUAUUCUCACAAACGUUACUGAGUUUAUGCCUGAGAUGGAUAAGUAUUUAUCCACUGUCAUUCCUCUUUCUUGA
This is a messenger RNA of Aptenodytes forsteri (emperor penguin), 975 nucleotides long. It is a transcript of the gene RPRD1A, whose product is annotated as regulation of nuclear pre-mRNA domain containing 1A. The record is from RefSeq and is a predicted model, not a curated record. Gene Ontology annotation, cellular component: RNA polymerase II, holoenzyme. Gene Ontology annotation, molecular function: RNA polymerase II complex binding. Gene Ontology annotation, biological process: mRNA 3'-end processing. Lineage: Eukaryota; Metazoa; Chordata; Aves; Sphenisciformes; Spheniscidae.